This is a messenger RNA of Bufo bufo (common toad), 1359 nucleotides long. RefSeq names its product glycoprotein-N-acetylgalactosamine 3-beta-galactosyltransferase 1-like. Bases 212 to 1222 code for a protein of 336 amino acids. Gene Ontology annotation, cellular component: membrane. Gene Ontology annotation, molecular function: N-acetylgalactosaminide beta-1,3-galactosyltransferase activity. The transcript is spliced from 5 exons. NCBI's taxonomy places the organism in Eukaryota, Metazoa, Chordata, Amphibia, Anura, Bufonidae. The record is from RefSeq and is a predicted model, not a curated record.
GUUAAGAACUGAACCUACAGAGAAAAAGCUCAUUUGUAUGUUAAUGUCUCUCCCAGACACAGCAACGCGACAUCUACCACCGUCACACUGCCCGGUCACCAGAGGAACCUGCAGCUUCAUAUCAUAAGAGACGCGGCUGAAAGAAGGUAUCUCCGAAUAAAGACGUUGAGGAAGGUCUACAUCACAGGAGACGUCACUGGAUGUAACAGAAAUGAUCCAUAUGUCACAUACACAAACUUGCACCAGUUUACUGAAGAAGAGGUCUCUCUGCGGUUUCCUUGCUGGGUUAACUGUAUACCUUCUUGUCUACUGUUCACUACAAUCCAAUAAAAUGCAGUCACCCAGUGACAUCCUAGCAGGGAAAAAUACAGAAAUGAAGUCAAAGCCAGAAGUACGACAUAGCUCCACUUAUAACACAGGUGAAAGUGAUGCUCUUUCUAGGAAGGUUAGAAUACUUUGUUGGAUCAUGACUGGACCAACAAAUUUAUCUAAAAAAACGAUUCAUGCAAAAAAUUCUUGGGCCCGUCACUGCAAUAUUAUUCUUUACAUGAGUUCUACGACUGAUGAGACAUUUCCAACAAUUGGUUUGGACGUCAAAGAAGGAUGGGAUCAGCUUUACUGGAAGACCAUUCGAGCUUUUCAAUAUAUAUAUAAGAACUACCUGGACAAAGCUGAUUGGUUUCUUAAGGCAGAUGAUGACACCUACGUUGUGGUGGAAAAUUUGCGUUGGAUGCUUUCAAAUUAUACUUCUGAUCAGCCUCUCUAUUUUGGAAAGCGUUUCAAGCCAUUUGCCAAGCAGGGCUUCAUGAGCGGUGGAGCUGGAUAUGUACUUAGUAGAGAAGCUGUUAAACGUUUUGUGGAUGCUUUCCGCUCCGGUAACUGUAAUCACACGACCCACUUGGAGGAUGUUGGCCUGGGUCAGUGCAUGGACAAAAUAGGAGUUAUAGCUGGAGACUCAAGGGAUACCCAGGCAAGAGAGACCUUCCACCCACUUUCACCUGAAAGUCAUCUGACAACACAUUUUGAUCCAGAUUUUUGGUAUCCAAAGUAUUGUUUCUACCCUCUUGUUGAGGGUCCUCAGUGCUGCUCGGACCUGGCCAUAUCCUUUCAUUACGCUGAUCCAGAAUUAAUGCACUCUCUAGAGUACUUUGUGUACCACUUAAGGGCGUAUGGAUACAAGUAUCGUUAUCAGCCACCAUUACCAGAGGCUGCAGGACGAUGAGGAGAAGCCUGAAGUAGUAUAGAUCCUCUCAACAUCAAACAUGACUAUAUGACAAUGCAAAUGAAAGUUUAUAAAAGCUGUAUCAUCUGCUUCAAAAUAAAUGGUGGUUCCAGAUACGGGUGACACAAUAGACCUAG